AUGUACCAAAAUCCGGUAAAACGCAUAACGAAAACCAGUUUUAAUGCAAUUUUCACAAGGGUCUGGUCACAAUGUUUGACCCAUGAAAAUAUAGUAAACGGUUUUCGGGCUACAGGCCUAUACCCUUUCAAUCCGGACAUAUUACCUGACGAGGCAUAUAUUCCAUCUAUCUUAACUGAGCUACCGCUACCAACAGAACCCGGUGCUGUAGUCGACUCCGAUAUAGAAGAGCAGCCUCAGCACAAUGGUGAUUCUCCAUUUCUUUUAGAGCAAGCUCCACAUUCACCUGAAAAAAGUUCUGCUCAAAGCGCCACAGAUCCGCAUGCCUUGACAGUUAAUACUAAUCAACAACAUAAAGACAUCGUCCAGUCAUCUGAAAGAUCUUUAGUAAUGUAG
Acanthoscelides obtectus is the source of this 396-nucleotide messenger RNA. The record is from the annotation of a GenBank genome assembly. Lineage: Eukaryota; Metazoa; Arthropoda; Insecta; Coleoptera; Chrysomelidae.